AUGUUUGCAGAGUCCUGUAACGACGAGGAUGGAGUGACCGCCAUGCUUUCUGAGACAAACACCGAACCAAGUCCUCGUUCACAUGUCUAUCCCUCAUCCUUGGGCUCAAACCACUUCAGGCUCAUUUACCUCACCGAAUCUGGGGAUGUCUCGUCGCCCAUCCACUUCCGGCUGGAAGAAUACGCUUUCAAUGACUAUCCGGAAUACGAAACGGUUUCCUACGUCUGGGGAGGAGAAAAUUGCGACUCCACCCUCUGCAAGCCUGUCUACGUUGGUCGUUUCUGGGAUGUUGAUCUGGCAACACGUAAUUGCUCGGCUCUUCUACACUACUUGCGGCGUCGCCAAGUCUGUCGCGUCCUAUGGGUGGACGCCAUCUGCAUCAACCAAGCCGACAACACCGAGAAGCCAGCACAAAUUCCCAGAAUGGGCGAUAUCUACUCCAAUUGCGAGCGAGUAGUGGCUUACUUGGGAGAAGACUUGGUUUCGCGUCCUCCGGGGAGGACUUAUUAUCGACCCCGCAUCGACGUACAGAGGUUGAUCGAUGAACGAGUCGAGAACCACUUCGAGAGACCCUUCGACCAAACAGUCAUGGAAAGUACAGAACUUCCCAAGAUUUGUGCCAAUGGUGCCCGGAUAAGCCAGGAUCAACUUUUCCAGAGGCGACAUUUGGCUCGAAUAUGGGCUGUGCAGGAGCUCUUGCUCUCAAGUAGGGCCAUAUUUCCCCUAGGUGAUUUCGAUAUCCUCUGCGACAGAAAAGAAGCCAUCCGCCUUAUCUUAAGGUCAUCCGGAGAACAGCUCAAUCUUUCAGCUGUUACACGAUCUCUCGCCGUCUUUUACAGGCUACUUGUCACUGCCACGCGAGUGACCCUCGAGACAGGGUAUAUGGCCUCUUGGGUCUCUUCCAACCGCAAGACUUCUCGCAAGACCUAA
Molecule: messenger RNA, 930 nt
Organism: Diaporthe citri
Lineage: Eukaryota; Fungi; Ascomycota; Sordariomycetes; Diaporthales; Diaporthaceae
Exons: 1
Coding region: 1-930 (309 amino acids)
Source: RefSeq, a predicted model, not a curated record